GCCACAUUCCCCCCCCCUCCCUCACCCCUUCUCCCCUACACACACAGCAGCAGCGGCAGAAUCCUUUCCUCUUCUCCCCCCUCCCUCUCCUCUCUCUCACUCUUUCCCCGGGACAGCGUAUCCAGAUCCGCAUCUUUACUCAAGCCGAAGAGGAAGAGGAGAGAGAGACACUAACAUACAUCCUCCCCCCGCCCCAACAAUAAUUUAUCCCACCCCUUCCCCUCUCCCUCCCCCCCCCCAAAAAAUCCCCCCCACACUUAGCGGGAACUUGUCAGAGAAUGCUCCUAAAGUCCUCUUUGCUGCUGCUGCUGCUGAUCAGUGCAUCCGCAUCCUAUGAAGCUGAGCAGAAUGACUCUGUGAGCCCCAGGAAACCCAGGCUGGCAGCCCAGAACUCAGCAGAGGUGGUUCGCUGCCUGAACAGCGCCCUCCAGGUGGGCUGCGGAGCCUUCGCCUGCCUGGAGAACUCCACCUGCGAGACGGAUGGGAUGUAUGACAUCUGCAAGUCCUUCCUCUACAGUGCUGCUAAGUUUGACACUCAGGGCAAAGCUUUUGUGAAAGAAAGCCUGAAAUGCAUUGCAAAUGGGGUGACAGCCAAAGUGUUCCUGGCCAUCAGGAGGUGCUCCACCUUCCAAAGGAUGAUCUCUGAGGUGCAGGAGGAGUGCUACAGCAAGCUGGACAUGUGCGGCAUCGCCAAGCGCAACCCUGAAGCCAUCACAGAGGUGGUUCAGCUUCCAAAUCAGUUCUCCAACAGAUACUACAACAAGCUGGUGAGGAGCUUGCUGGAGUGCGACGAGGAGACUGUGAGCACCAUCAAGGACAGCCUGAUGGAGAAGAUUGGGCCCAACAUGGCCAGCCUCUUCCACCUGCUGCAGGCAGACCACUGUGCCCAGGGCCACCCGCGGGCAGACUUCGCCCGGAGGCGCAGCAGCGAGCCCCAGAAGCUAAAACUCUACUUCAGGAACCUCCGAGGUGAAGGCUCUGCCCCUGCCCACGCCAAGCGCAGCUCCGCCGAGAGCGCCUGA
Pogoniulus pusillus (Red-fronted tinkerbird) is the source of this 1022-nucleotide messenger RNA. It is a transcript of the gene STC1, whose product is annotated as stanniocalcin 1. Bases 279 to 1022 code for a protein of 247 amino acids. The transcript has 4 exons. Gene Ontology annotation, cellular component: extracellular region. Gene Ontology annotation, molecular function: hormone activity. Lineage: Eukaryota; Metazoa; Chordata; Aves; Piciformes; Lybiidae. Gene Ontology annotation, biological process: intracellular calcium ion homeostasis. The record is from RefSeq and is a predicted model, not a curated record.